AUGCCGAAUAGCGAUGGAGCACGGGCGCGGCCCAAGCACCGCAACAGGAACAGGCCACGAGCUCGUCCAUGCACGCCGGAGAAUCUCCUAGAGAAUCACCUGCAGAAGCUUUUCGAGCAGCAGGAGCUGCUGCACAGCCUGCUGAUAAGCAAUCGUCCUGGAGUAAGGACCCAGCUGGAGGAUCUGGGCGGCGACAGCAACUAUGAGUUCGACACCCAGGACGAGGAUGGCGAUUAUGAAAGUCUGCCCAGUUUUCAGGUUAGCGAUGCUUGGGAGGAACCAAAGAAGCUUAGUAACCGUGCAGAUUCCGUAGUUCUGGCCGAGGACGUGGACUCAUCCAGUCCUCCGAAGUUUGAAAAUCUCCCAGCAAUUCCAUCUCGAACGUAUCCAUAUUGCAGGAACCACAGCUCGAUGCCACUGCCAAUCACGAUGGGCAAUUGCACACCACCCAAGGUCAUAGGUCAGGGCUACGAUGCGCCCUUUCUGUACCCCAAUUUUAUUUCAAAAAAAGAGAAAAGCCGUGUCAAGUACAUCUUCACCUUGGUGGACAGUCUGGUGUUGCAAAUGGAGCGAUUACUCAAACAGGGCGAGCACUCGAUGGCCGAAGGAGCCGUUGAAAAACCUGCCUCAGGAGCUGUGCCCAAAUCCAGGCCUAAACAGGACUUCCAAGUGGAUCGGGUGGGCCAUGCCAAAUACACGGUUGCUGUCAAUUCUCGUUUAAAUCAGCCAAAGCAACACAAUCCGUCCAAACACCAUCAUCGUUUGGGCAGUAGUAAGGUGCACUCGCAUAGUAAAUUGCCGGAAAACUUCGAUUUGGAUUGCGAGUUCGGAAUGGAGUAUAUUGAGAAAUUCCGAGCCAACAAGGUUCGAGAUGAAAAUUUGCCCGAGCCAGAGAAGCACACUGAUUACACGGACGAAGAAGAACUAAAAGAACUCGGGAUAACCAUUAUUCCGGACUCCGAGAUCCCAAGCGAACUUCAUUUUCCUGAAAUCGCUAUGGCCAAAUCAUUCAAAAGACACAGAAGAUGCAAGAGAAAAGAUUCUCGACCAAGUACACCCAUCACCAGACCCUCGACGCCCAUCGGUGACGAUGUGCCCAGCACAUCGGCACAGGCAAAAUUUUAUCAGCAAUUUACAGGUCACUUGGAGCCCGAGAAAAGCGAAUCAAGUAUCUUGACCCCGUGGCAGCUCUUAAAAGUAAGAGGUAAGUCACGAAUGUUCCAUUCCGUUCGCUCCCAAAGAGAUUCUUUCCCGACGACCGCAGGACCCGAACCAUUGAAGGAGUGGCAAUGGGAUAUCAUUAGGUACAUGAGGCAAUUUAAUAAGGAGAAAAAACGAAGGCAGCGACUGGCAAAACAGCUCAGAGAUGGAGAAUUACCAGCCAUAGAUGAGGAACCCGUGCUUAAAGUGAAGAAGAGGGAUCUGCGCAGGGAGGAACUUCAACGGAAAUACUCCUAUGUGCCCAUAGACAGGCCGAAAAUUCGGCCAAAGUUCUACAAGGCCUUUAAAAGGCAAAAGGAAUGGCUAAAGGCGGAACGCGAAUACAAAAGAGUUCAGUACCUAACGUACUUCAGACCACAGGACCUCUACGAGCCCAGGAUAAAAGUGACCAAAAAGCAAAGGCGCGCCAUUCGACGCAGACUUCUCAAUGUCCCAAGUAGAGGAGCGGUACAACCCAAGCCCAUGCCAAAGACAAAAACACCGCUUUGUCCACUGCCUGCUGACGAAAAGGUUAAGGUUGAAGUUCCCAAUCAGGAUCCUCCACCAAUCCCCGGGCCAGUGGACAGGGGUCAGCGGCUAAAGAAUCUGCUCAUGGACAAGAUUCGCCUAAAUCAGGAUCAAAAGCUGAACCACUUGGUAUUACCAGAGGAUCCUGUUAAGGCCAUCUACUUGCCCCUUCCCCAUCGACGUAAGUCCGCGCAAUCUGCAUCCAAAAUGAAUCAAAACUCAGCCCACAAAAAACCCAAGUCCGCCCCGCUUUUUUUGACCAGUGCCACCAGCUCCACUGCAGCGAUCAAUGGCCAGAGUAGUUGUAGUAGCAUUCCAGCCGAAACCAACUCGUCAUCUUCAUUGAGUACCCUGUUCUACGAUGCCAAGCACACGAAGUCGGGCAACGAUUUUGGCAUGAGUAAUGAAAGUGUGGCAGGCUUUAGGAAAUCCUGCGAUCCUGCAAAGAAUCAGGUGGCAAAGCCGCUAGGAAGGAAAUGCAACAACGAGGCCAUUGCAAAGGAUGCGCCCGAAGAGGGUGUGGAUUUCAGGAGAUACAUCGAUCUGGACUUCGUGUCGCGCCAGAUCCUGCAACUGAUGUCGAAGAUGAAGCCCCACAAGGACAGCAAGCUGGUGGAAGUGCAUCCCAAGGUCUCAGAGUACAUGGAUCACUUUUACUGGGAACGCCUAACGCCCGAUGGUCUCUUCUUUCACUGGUUCCUCUGCGAGGGUUUUUUUCCCGCUCACUAUCUGACCAAGGUGAAAACCGCCAAGGAGCUGGAGGACGUCUCGCAGGCCCAGCUGGAUCAGCGGAUUAUGGAGUACAUAGAUUUGGUGAAUGACGUGAAUGCGACCAAAAUCAAGCUCACAAGCCAGAUGGCGCACCUCAUGGUGACCUCUUAUUUCCGAGUUCUGUACCACAGGGCGCAAUCGAGUGAAUACCCCAUCAAGGACCGAUGUUUGCUUAGAUGCCGCUUUGCCAUCUCCAUGGUGGAACUGCAUCAGCAGGAGCGAGGUCGCCACAUAUUGAGGAAUCGGGUCGACUGUAGGCUGCUAAUGAAGUGGGCCCUCAAGCACGAGGGUCGCGUGAAGCAGCUGUACGAUGAGCCAUUGUACUAUGCCGAGGAGCGGGCCAGCAUUAAUACCUGCCUGGUCAUGCGUACUCCCAAUUUGGAGGCCUUCAAGGAGUUUUACCAUCGCCAGGUAUUGCCCAAGCCUGAUGCACUCGCCAUUAAUCCGGUGUUUUACAAGAUCAAGCGUUAUCCGAGCAGUGAAACCGACCUUGAUGCCAGAUUCGUGUGUCCCAUUCCUGGCUGCCAAACGGAUCUGAGCUCGAAGAUUCUUAUGGCACACUUUUUGACCGAUCAUUGCCGACGAUUGGAGGAACUUUGGCUCACCGAUCGCAUGGUACUACUAUUCUGUCCGAGCUCCUAUCCCCCAAACCAAGUUUACUGCAUUUGUGUGAUCGCCCUGUUGGCCAGAAUGCCCAGCCAAACGGUACCGAUACCCAAAGUCAUACUCAACGAGGAGUUGCCUUCGAAGUAUCUGUACUUUGUGGAACACGGAGCAUGUUUUAUAAUGUUCGCUCCGGUUUCGAGAUUAUUGAUUGAGGGCAAGGCGGAGCAAAAGCCUGCCAGCAAAAAAGGCGCUAAUAGGCAUCUAGAUACUUUGUAUAUCUUUUGGCUGGCUACUGCCGAUUAUGAACUCAAGGAUGCGGGCUGUCGCCUUUUUGUGUAUUGCCAGGAUCGCGGCAUCAAGGGCAAAUCCCUAUUGAACUUUGUGAAAAUGUCCGAGUUCAAAGGUGUGGCCCAUUUGGUGGCCACACAACCUGAUAGCUAUCUGGCUAUCGAUUAUGCGACGAUGGCAUCGCUGACCAAAGAUUUUAGGGAGCUGCUCUUUAUCGAGGUACGAUACAUUGAUAAGUUGGUUGAGGACUCCAACAAUUCCGGUGAUGAGAAUUUUGAUAUUUGAGAACCUUUUGAAAAGGCAACUUGAAGGAUCGCAUCUGGC
Drosophila erecta is the source of this 3717-nucleotide messenger RNA. RefSeq lists its product as uncharacterized. The record is from RefSeq and is a predicted model, not a curated record. NCBI's taxonomy places the organism in Eukaryota, Metazoa, Arthropoda, Insecta, Diptera, Drosophilidae.